Messenger RNA from Eutrema salsugineum, 1047 nucleotides. Its product is annotated as UDP-glycosyltransferase 71D1. The record is from RefSeq and is a predicted model, not a curated record. Lineage: Eukaryota; Viridiplantae; Streptophyta; Magnoliopsida; Brassicales; Brassicaceae.
CUGUUGUUAGAGAUGAGAAACACAGAGCUCAUCUUCAUCCCAACACCAACUGUUGGUCAUCUUGUUCAGUUUCUUGAAUUUGCUAGGCGUCUCAUUGACCAGGAUGUUAGGAUCCAUAUCACCAUCCUCUUGAUGAACCUGCAAGGUCAGUCUCAUCUGGAUACAUAUGUUAAUUCAAUUGCCUCGUCUCAGCCCUUUGUUAGAUUCAUUGAUGUCCCUGAGUUAGAAGAGAAACCAACACUUGGUACUACUCAGUCUGUGGAAGCCUAGUACGAUGUUAUUGAGAGAAAUAUCCCUCUAGUGAGAAAUAUAAUUAUGGGUAUCUUAUUAUCUCCUGCACUGGAUGAUGGAGUUACGGUCAAGGGAAUAGUUGCUGAUUUUUUCUGUCUCCCCAUAAUUGACGUUGCAAAAGAUGUAAGUCUUUCUUUUUAUGUGUUCUUGAGUACAAACUCCGGGUUCCUAGCUAUGAUGCAGUAUCUAGCAGAUCGACAUAGUAGAGAUAUCUCGGUUUUUGUAAGAAAGUCUGAAGAAAUGGUGUCAAUUCCUGGCUGUAACCCUGUCCCUGUCAAAGUUCUCCCAUCAGCUCUGUUUUUCGAAGACAGUUAUGAUGCUUAUGUUAAACUAGCAAUCUUGUUUACCAAGGCCAAUGGAAUCCUUGUGAAUAGCUCCUUUGAUAUCGAGCCUACCUCUGUGAAUCAUCUUAAUGAACAGAAUUACCCUUCUGUUUAUGCUGUUGGACCCAUAUUUGACUUAAAGGCCCAGCCUCAUCCAGAUCAGGACUUAGCCCAUGGUGACGAGUAUAUGAAAUGGCUUGAUGAUCAGCCAGAGGCAUGGGUUGUGUUCCUCUGCUUUGGGAGUAUGGGCAGGUUAAGAGGUCCUCUGCUGAAGGAAGUAGCUCUUGGACUUGAGCUAUGUUAGUACAGAUUCCUCUGCAGAGCAGAUCCAUGCUUAAUGAUAUACGGGUCAAGUGACACUCCUUAUAUUUUUAAUAUUCAUGUUUAACCUCUUGUAAUAUAUGAUAACGGUAGUAUGCUUUCUUGCAUUGCA